Messenger RNA from Aspergillus mulundensis, 1017 nucleotides. Its product is annotated as Endo-chitosanase. Lineage: Eukaryota; Fungi; Ascomycota; Eurotiomycetes; Eurotiales; Aspergillaceae. The transcript has a single exon. Gene Ontology annotation, molecular function: chitosanase activity. The record is from RefSeq and is a predicted model, not a curated record. Bases 1 to 1017 code for a protein of 338 amino acids.
AUGUUCUCCAAACUUGGCCAGACUGUCGCUAUCACCCUCAACCUCCUUGCGCCCGUCAUCUCGAAGACGGUGCACCCAUCCUCCUUUGCAGCGUCCAAGGCCAUCGACGUUGCCGCCAUCUCUUCUGCGUCCGAAAAACUCAAACAAGUCCCAGCUCACGCUACUUACUCCUUGUCGAUCAAAGAUCACAAGGAUAAGUCAACCAUCCACAGCGACUGGGCUUCGUUCGCAGAAGGAUCCGCAUUCGUAUUCAAGGCCGACAUGGAUACCGACUGUGACGGCCUUGACUACAAGUGCGAUGGCAACGCCGAUGGUCAACCCCUAACCAACUGGGGUGCGCUCUCCGCCUUCGAAGUUCCAUUCAUCGUCAUUCCUCAACGAUUUUUGGAAGCCAACCCGAAGGCUAUCCCCGGCAACAACGUGGCAGCAGUCAUCUGCAACAACAAAAUGUUCUACGGCAUCCUCGGAGAUACCAACGGCAACGACCCCCAAGUGACGGGCGAGGCCUCAUGGCUUCUCGCCCGAUCAUGCUUCCCCGAAGACAACCUCACCGGUAACAAAGGUCACGACCAAAUCGACGUGACCUAUAUCCUUUUUACCGGUGACGAAGCCGUUCUCCCACCCUCCGCCAUCAACGAGCAUUACAUCACCGACUUCACCAAACUUCAGUCCAUGGGUAAUCACCUCACCGCAUCCCUUAUGAAGAACCUGGGUAUCAAACCCCUCGACAACACAGGUUCGCCCCCACCACCAAAGGAUGACGGUUCCCAUGACGGCAAACAAGACGACGACUUUGUCCUCCCGGAUGUCCCCCCCGACAACAUCGACGACCCCACUAACAACAGCAAUGACAACGACAACCAGGGCGGUUCAGAUGACUCAUCUGACCGCCCGGGGUCCGACUCCGGCACCAACCACGAGGACAACGACGAUGUCGACUCUUCCGCCGCCAACGGGACAACGCCCCGAAGCUUAGCACUGUUCAUUGCAGUGCUAACCUUCCUUUUGUUGCUUUGA